AUGGCCGAACCUCGCACUCCUCCUCGAGCCCAAAUCUCAAACAUCACGUCACCCACUGCCUACCACGGGGCUGCAGGAAUGUUCGAUGAUCGUGACCACGACACUUCUUCUGCUACGUUUUCAAACAUUCGAUCCAACGAAGGCUCGAUCGCAUCGACGCAACCAUCAACUCCCCCGACGACUCUAGGAUCCAGACUGCUCUCUGGCGCGACUUCACUCGCACGAUCUGGCUCGACUCUCCAAGCUCGCACGCGAUCUUGGGUUCCCAAACUUAACAACUCCAACAACACCUCUCCCGAACGCAGACAGGCUUCGCAAGGAAACAAACUUUUCAACGACCUGUUCAGUGGAGAGUCAGCCCCCGUACGUUUAGGCGUGCCAACUGCAUCGCUAGACGACCUGGAAGACAGCGAAUUUGUCAUGGAGCACCACACAGAGUUUACGCCCAGACCCUUGAGUCGUAGGAAGACGUCUACUACAAUGAGCGCCUCCAACUCCGCCGCCAAAAGCGGACCCAAAUCCUGGUUCGCUCGCAAGGAGGUUCAACCAACACCUUCAUCUGCUCUACCAGACGAGAUACUCAGCAUGAACAUCAACAGCUCCCUCUUUCCACAUGGACCAGUUGAUCCUCUGUCGCCCCAUGCGUUCAACGAUCUGCUGUUGAACGCGACGGCGUUGCUUGAGCGUAUGCAAACCGCCUAUAGGGAAAAGGUCGACUUCCUUGAGAGCAUUCGACCAGAAAUGGAAGCCCAGAAAGAAGAAGUCGCCGAAGCAAAAACUCGUGCAGAGCAUUUGAAGAUGCAGCUGGAAGAUUUGGCAUCAAAAGCAGAGGAACAAAGACAAGUGAACCUGGAACUUGUCCAGCAGAUUGCAGAAGAGAAGGUCAAGAGCCAAGAAGUCGUGAAUACCGUUCGAAUGGUUCGCGCUGACGCUGAUGGUGGUGCCGAUGACGACGAGAGUCGGGCAGGAAAGAGGAGAUCGGCUGGUAGCACCGCCGACUCCGGAUUCGAAUCCGACACCGAUCGUGACACGGAUGCGAGUUCGAUAUUCAGCUCGGGGAUCCAGACGCCCAUGUCAACGCAUCAACCGCCAUCCAUGCUCCCGUCUGAGAAUAUCUACGAUGGAAGUUCUUGGAAUGUGGCACCCAUGAAAGUUGGCCAUGAGCRAGUGAAUGCUCUUGCAGGCGCGAAUGGGACUAGAGGUGCAUGGGCAACCAUCGAGCAGCUGCGUCAUGAGAACGCCGGGUUGAGAUCAGAAGUCGAUAGUCUCAAGCAUGGGAUGCAAGGAGUUAUCGACUUUGUCAGCCGAUAG
Messenger RNA from Ramularia collo-cygni, 1311 nucleotides. RefSeq lists its product as uncharacterized. The record is from RefSeq and is a predicted model, not a curated record. Lineage: Eukaryota; Fungi; Ascomycota; Dothideomycetes; Mycosphaerellales; Mycosphaerellaceae. The transcript has a single exon. Bases 1 to 1311 code for a protein of 436 amino acids.